AUGGCAAAGGAUCCCUUCCUCGCACGCAUGCGUGCCGAGGGCAUCCUCACCAGUGCCACAGAGGAAGACCUCACACAAUGGUGGGUCGCAGAGAAUGUCUCUCUCUUUCAGAGCACUCUUUCUCAGUAUGUGGAAGCGGAAACAAGGGAGAAGCGGCUAGCUCUUUUAGACGAGGCGUGUGCUGUUAUUCUCGCUGUGUUCUACUCUCUUUACAAAGAACUGCCAGCAACUACGAUGACUACCAGUCUUUUAAGUUGUUCUCUUGAGACUAUGCGCUGUAUCUUUAAUAACGGCGACCUAGUCCACGUGACAACAUCAAAUUUUGUACCCUCUCUCCUUCUAUAUCUGGCGGUUGACGGUGUCAUACUAUCCCUCUAUAGUUCGGUGGGAGUACAGUUUAUAAGCAAUAUAUUAUCCAUAGCUGCAGGACUUGCAAAGCAUGCCCCAGAAACGUUCUUAGAUAACCACCUUGGGUGUUUCCAGUCUAUUGUCCAUUCACUACUCUCUACUGUUCCGGACGAAGAGCGGGCGGCACUAAUAGCCUUUCUUGUACAGGCCAGCACAGCACGCCUCUCGCCAUUCUACAUACUAGGCGGUCGGUCUAACGCAGAAUACUAUGAGUUUUUAGUGAGAAUUCUUUCCUCUGCUUAUGGCUAUCCAGAUCAACUGUUACUAGCUAUUAACGGGCAUAUAGCAGCUGGCUGCGCAGCUAUUGAGGCAGCACUAGCACAGGUUGAUAGGGAGGAAGGGCUGCUCUUACACGACCCCUCGGACUCCACAGAUACAAAGAGAGCUCCUUGUUUUGAUCCACUUCUGUUCUUGAUGUUGGACGCAGGUGCCUCCUACUUUUUUAGUGUACAGUCCGACGACCUGCGUGCAACUACAUUAAACACCAUCAGAAGCUAUACUCAGCACUUUUUUACCUUGUGGAUUCCAUUUCUUCUGGAUUUGGAGUUACGCGAUGCAGAAGUAGGCAUGCUUUUCUGCUCUGUUUUCCUUGAACGAUACAGGCAGAUGCACUAUGCUUUUUCGAGCAGUAGCUCCAUAGAUGAAACUAUUAACAUUGGGAAGAACUUUUUUGCCGUACGUCAAGUGAAGUCAAGGUUCUCUAUCAAUCAGAAGACCUUUCUCAUUUUUAACUCUAAUUACCCACAUAUGUAUAACACGCAGAUGGAAGCGCAGGAUAAUCAGCAACAAGACACCUAUGCUGAUGAGGCAGGUGCAUCGAAAAGGUCUCACAAAGCAAAGAAUAGAGACACGUCACAACAGCUUGUUAACACUACGACUGCAGAAGAGCAUAUAGAUCGAUUCUACAGUCCAAAGCCAAUCUCUAUUGUCCUACCCUGUUCCGUGACAGACAUGCCUUCAUUGGGUAUCCUUGGCAGCGUACUGUACUCUGCUAUCUUAAUAGGAUUGACGUCUCAUACUUCAGAAUUGAGGAGGAGGGCUCUAGAUGCAGCAGAGAAUCUUCUGUGGUCCGUCAAUUAUACGUUUGUUUCUUGCCAAUCUAAUAAGAGCGGGAAGCUCCCGAGCAUGAAAGCAUAUGCAGGGGAAAUUAAUAAUAUUAUGAUCCCCCUUGUGAAGGACCGGUUUCUAGAUUCCUGUGAAUAUGUUCGUGAGGCGGCAAUCAGUAUCUUCGCCAAUUAUUAUAGGGUUCUCCUUGAAUACCUGGACUAUGCGACAACACUCGACACCAGCACAAUAUCAGAAGAAGACAGCAUGUUUGUUGUUCUGCUGGAGCGUCUUGACAAAUUGGUGGAGCCACACGUAUAUGUGAGACCACUGAAGAUCCAACUGCCGCCCAUAGAAAGUGACCUGGCCGUAGCAACAAAUGAGGAACUGAUUUCGCUAUCCCUUGCGGAGCGACUCAAUGACAAGAAUACUCGUGUCCGCAGCGCUGCCACCAUUGCUCUUCAGUCUUUGUAUAUGACUGGGUAUCAUCGCUUGGCGACUCCGCUAAUUCACUAUGCCCACAAGUUUGGGCUGGAGGGAGAAAUAGAGCUCUUUAAGUGCUUCCACGCUAACACGCAUCUUUCUAUUUACUCUGUGAUGCACAGGAUAUUGACCUUCUUUGAUGGUGUAGAUGCUAUGGAUUUCUUCGUAUUCAUUCGAGUGCUUUCCCGCCAGAAGUUGCUCAGGAAGAUCGUGGAGAAUACUUUCACUGUUCUUGUAGCCAAGAGGCAUGGCGCUACUUUCAUAAAGAAGCAGUGGGACGAGUCCAUAGCCGGUAUAUAUGGCGAGGACCAGGAUGCGGGCACGCAGACGUACUUCAACAGCUUUUAUGAUUACAUGGUAGAGUCUGCACGUGUGAAGUCACUCGCUGACUUCAUGAACGAGGGCGAAGCACUCCUAGAUACAAUCUACAAUAAGAUCACCAAGAAAUCUACUGGAUCCGAUGGUGCCUUACACUUAUCCAGGAUAGAGGAUGCUACCGAGUACAUUACAGUUGCACAAAGAAUCAAGAACAAGUGGCUUUUCCUCCAUAUUUUCUCUUUUCCUUUCUGCCACGAGAAGUUUCUACACAAAAUCGUGAAAUUGACCUCUGUAAGCUACUUUUAUUCGUACCUUGAAAAGCAGAAGGACGCAGAGGUCUUUCAGACAUCACCGCUGACAUGCGCGUUGCUUCUGCGCAGUGUUCUUGUCGUGAAUUCGCAGCUCUUUGUUCACUGGAAGCACCUUAGUGUCAGGUUCUUCUUCAAUGUCUUUGAAGAGACAAAGGCUUCGGGCGCGUUCGCCUCCAUAAGUCCUGCGGAUCAGCACGGCGCUUUAGACUCCUCGUCUUCUCAAAAGGAAAGGGGGUGGAGAACCAGAGGCACCGCAGCGUCCAAGUUUAUAGAGUUCUCAGAAAGCCUUGGAUUGGGAAUAGUGUCCAGCAAAACGUCCGACCCUAAGACCACUUCAUUAAAUACUCUGCCCCUUUACCAAAGUGACCUGGCAACGCCAUCGAGCGAGCCAGAUAUGACACCUGUAAGCAUAGAAACGACUCCCACUAACUCUAAGAAAGCCUCCGACAACACUCUGGACAUAACUCAACAAUCGCAGGAUGUAAGCAAUCGCAUUGACCAGGUGUCUCUUGCAAUCAUCGGUGUACACGUGGCCAUCCUUCUAGGAGGGUAUGUGUACAUCUCUGAGUCCCAAUUGAUGGCCCUUUUCAGCAUAGACAAUGAACUUAAAGAGAUCUGCGGAGCCACCCUAAUAGAUCUGGCCAGCACCGCAUUCAACUUGGCAUCGGUUGAUAGGUACGCUUGCCUAGUAACACGCAACAUGCUAUUCAAGCACGUAACGUGUUGCCCAUGGACUAUUCUCGCUCUGUAUAGUUCUUUUCAUGAAUGGGACGUGGUUCCUUCGUGCAAUAUCAACUAUCGACACGCAAUUUACUACAAUCUUUUGCGAAGGUUGUGCAGUACAUGUACCAUAGUCCCAGAUGAGCUUUGGGGAAAGAGCUGGUCUACUAUGAUGGCGUCAAUAGCACACUCAAACAAUACUAUGACCGACGAAGCAAAGGGCAGAGCAGAAAAUAAUAUCAAAGUGGAUGUCACUCAAAAUCCGCUACUGAUAGAGAUUUACAACACACUGAUAGAGGAGGCCAACAGCAGCUAUCAAAAGUUCAAUAGGCGAUCUUCGCAAUCAAUAGACAUAGGCUUGGUUAUGGAGAAAGCCCAGUCUCUUAUGGCUGUGUUCCCAGAGUUUGUUAAGCGCAUUGAAGGCGAUCAUAUUUCGUCUCUAUCAGAGUGCUUAUUUACCGACAUCGACGCAGGGACUGAACUCUUGAUCCAGACGCCCUACCUGAAGCGCUUCCCCAGAGAGACUGAUCGGAUAAUCGCUAUCCUUCCCGUGCUGGGAUACGGGUCGCAUCUCUACGCAUUAUCAAAGGAUAGCACACGAACCUCUAAGCUGAUAUCCUAUUACAAUGUCCUCAUUGAGACCAUUCUCUUUCCCUUCACUAUUAAGGUAGACGACACGCAGACCCCGGUCAAAAUGGUUCAGCAGGUAUCUCCCAUCAUUAUCUAUGAUAUCCUACCAGUGUCAACGCGUGCGACAGUCAUGCCUGCGUUCAAGUUGCUGGAAGCUGUGCAUACUCUUCUGCUAUUUCAGCUACGUACUGAUCAACGUGCACUGCAGCUCCAGACAAGCUACAGUUUGUUCAUGAUGAUUACUGCUGCUCACUAUGGGCUGGUCUUUGCAUACUCUUCAGAAGAAGCCCAGUCAGAGUCAAGAAAGACUAUCACUGCUACAACUCUAUUCGGAAGUAGAACCAUGCAGAAGGCCAUUCUACACGGUAUUUCCUCAACUGCUUUGCGAACGCUCCUCACAUGCGUUGAGUUUGGCAACAUGCCAUGUCGCUUGAUUGGAAUCUUGGUUGCCGGGUUUGCAGCGUAUAUCGUUGGAUAUUGUGAAAUAGACUUUACCUUUGUCUUUAAUAAUGAUGAAGAAGCCACACUUCCGAAUUCUGUCAAUGACGAGAGCGGAGUCGUAAUAUCUAUAAGUAAGUACUAUUUGCUGCAGAAAAAUAUGAAGUCUAACAUCCCAGAUGUUCCUGGAAAGGGUCUCACUGCCUCUAUGAUGUCUAGUAGCGCGGUUUUGGCAGACGUGCUGCCGUCACCUACAGUGGUGAGGCAGUCUCUAACGCAAGAAUCCAUAGACUUCAUGCACAAAUUUGUUACUAAGUUAAUCAAUAUAUCGCUUCAAGCCAUGGAGCAGUUUCCGAUGUCGUUUAUGCUUAGGCAGGAGGCUGGCUCAAGUCCACAGAUAGCUCUGCUUUCAGGACGACCUGAGUACUCCGUCUUUAUCUUAGUUUAUGUUGUUCAUAAUUACGUCUUUCAGAUAGCUUGCUCCAUGGCCAAUCAACACCGCAUCACGAUCCUGCACGCAGCUAAGUAUCUCGUCUCUAGGAAGACGGGGAUAACGCUAUUUAUUGAUACGGCAAUCCUCCUUCUGCUAGAAAUACUGAUGCACUCAGCUACAAAUGUUAUGCAAUCUGCCGAUGAGUGUAGCGGCUCUUUGUCCGCAGGGGCUCUCUCCGGGAUCUCAGCUCCUCAAUUCACGAUUUCAAUUCUACAGCUCUGCAUUGCUAAGGCCUCGCGUUACUCUACAAAGACGGCGGGUGGCGCAACAUCUGUUUCGGAGGAAGCCAGGUCAUUCCUUUACAAGACUGUGCUCAGCAUAUUUGCUCACCGCAUAAAGACCUUUACAGACUACGAACGUGGGUUGCCACUAGAUGUUUUGCUGCAAAUACCGAGCGCACUGUUUGUCAAGGCUUCGGUUGACUCUGCUGCGGGCUCUGGUGAAACAGUAUCGCGCAAUACCCGCGAUACAGUGCGGCAAAGUAUCCUUGGGGCCACUCCUGUAUAUGUUAAAGAGCGUACGGUUAUGUUUGCACAGAACUCUGAACUGUUAGAUAGUUUGGCUAAGAUCUCCCUGACCCCGAAAAAUAAGGUUUCCAGCCCGUAUUUAAGUUCUAGUCUGCGAGAAACCCCCAAGCGGAGAGUAAGGCCAUAA
This is a messenger RNA of Giardia duodenalis, 5499 nucleotides long. RefSeq lists its product as uncharacterized. Bases 1 to 5499 code for a protein of 1832 amino acids. The record is from RefSeq and is a predicted model, not a curated record. The transcript has a single exon. Lineage: Eukaryota; Fornicata; Diplomonadida; Hexamitidae.